Messenger RNA from Rattus rattus (black rat), 2236 nucleotides. RefSeq names its product PARP1 binding protein (gene Parpbp). The coding region runs from base 94 to 1815 and encodes 573 amino acids. Gene Ontology annotation, cellular component: chromatin. The transcript is spliced from 11 exons. The record is from RefSeq and is a predicted model, not a curated record. Gene Ontology annotation, biological process: negative regulation of double-strand break repair via homologous recombination. NCBI's taxonomy places the organism in Eukaryota, Metazoa, Chordata, Mammalia, Rodentia, Muridae.
UUGGCUGCGCUGCUCCUCCCUGGACCUGCAGCCCCUGGGUCGCCGGACUAGGUGGAUCUCGACUUUUCUCUGCCCUCCAGCGGCAUUGUGAGAAUGGCUGUGCUUAAUCAGAUGUCCGUCUUGGAUCUGAUUAAAGCAUUUAGAAGGAAUUGGCGUGCUCAUUGUAGCUCUGAAAGGACGACACUAUGUGGCCCAGACUCCAUGCUCUUGGCACUGCAGCUCUCCAUGGCAGAAAACAACAAACAGCAUCACGGAGAAUUCACCGUCUGUCUCAGCGAUGUCUUACUGACCUGGAAAUACUUCUUACACGAGAAACUGAACUUGCCCAUUGGAAAUAUGAAAGUGGUCGACCACUAUGAAGACAUUAGGAAAACAUACGAUGAUUUCUUGAAGAAUAGCAAUACACUAGAUCUGAUUGAUGUUUAUAAAAAAUGUAGCAUCUUGACUUCUAAUUGUGAGAAAAACAUGAUAUCCUCUAUUCAACUACGGGACUUUCUGUCUGGCACAGAGUGUGCAGUAAAUGACGAAAAUAAUCCUCAUAGCCCAGCGUCACCAGUGAAAUGCAGCCAGAAUGACAAACAGGUGCGGCUGUUGGCAAAGAAAAUUUUCCUUUCGUAUUUGAGCCUCUUAGUGAAUUCAAAGAAUGACCUGGCUCUGGCUCAAAUUCUCAACACCCCUGACCGAGGACUGGGAAGGGAGGCCUUCACCGACUUGAAGCAUGCUGCCCGAGAGAAACAGUUGUCUAUGUUUCUGAUGGCCACAUCAUUUAUUAGGACAUUAGAACUCGGAGGGAAAGGAUAUGCACCCCCACCAUCAGAUCCUCUGUGGGCACAUGUAAAAGGGCUGUCUGCUUUUGUUAAUUUCAUUGACAAGCUAGAUGAAAUUCUUGGAGAGGUACCAAAUCCAAGCCUUGCGGGCGGUCGGAUAUUAUCGGCGAUAAGGACACAACUGAUCAAAGGCCACAGCAGCGGGGAGCCUUUUUAUAAAGCAGUAGAGGAAGUUGUUCAGGAUUUGAAUUUGAGGAUUAAAAAUAUUAUUAAUUCUCAAGAAGGUGUAGCUGUCAGCGCCACCAACAUCAGUCCUGUCCCGCCAAAAUCUUUUGCCAUAAACCAUGAUACCGCAUACUGUGGAAGAGAUGCUGUGAAAAUUUUACUGGUUCUUUUGGAUGAAGACGCAGCCAGUGCUCCUACCAGAAAUAAAGCAGAGCUUCUGUACAAUGACCAAAGUACAGUUCCUCACGGUGGAGCGUCUGUCCUUACACUCUUUAGGUCUCCCACACAAGUGAAAAGUACACCAGUUAAACCUCUCAGAGAGCGAAUCCACACGUCACUGCAAGCAGAGAAAAAUAAGAUGAGGCAGACAUUAAUUAGAUCACAGUUUGCUUGUACUUAUAAAGAUGACUGCAUAAUGAGCAAGAGUAAAUGGAAUGUUAAUUCCUCAUCAAAGCCGCUGUCUGCUCUUCGCUUGGAGAACGAUGUCUCUGAGGGAGCACAGCCAUCUGUUGGGAAAGCCGGACUUGAAACGAGUUCUGAAAAUGUGCAUGUGGACAGAAGUAAGGAUGACAAAGGACCGAGGAAGUCUACUAAACGGAAGCUAUCGAAGAGCAAGCAGCUGGGUGUUGACAGGGAGGAUAUUCACUGCGAUCAGGGAGAUGAGCUGUACCAACCCAAGAAUGUUAAGAUCCUUAAAGCACCCAGUGACUCUCACAGGAAAGCUGGUGGCAAACUAGCCCCAGGAGCAAGGGGCAACAGGUGCACUGCCAAGGACAAGCUGAUCCCUGGCCAGACCAAACUGACACGGUUUUUUAUGCUAUAAUUUUUCCUCUCCGUGCUUUAGAUUUAGGUAUACAAGACCAUUCUCCAAAGCCGUGAGCUAAUGUUUGAAAUCUGAAGACGUAGUUUUUUGUUUCUUAUGAAUGCUUUCACCUUUGUUUCUCAAUAUAUCUGUGGUGCGCACAGUUCACAGGUAACAUUGUUUAGUGACUUAGGUGGGUUUUACACAUAGACCUGGGUGGAAUGAAGGAUCUUUAUUUAGCUCAGCUUCCAACAAACCAGAGAAGGUGCCCAGAGGGUGCUCACCCACACUUUCAAUGCCCUCUAUUCCUCUGGGAGGGCAAUGACUCCUUAAAAUGUAAGGAGAGAGAAUCUCUUUUUGAGAUCCAGUUGGUUAUUUAUCAUGGUCAAUUGUAGAUGGCUCUCCCUCCUUUCUUGAAUCAGCUUCUGGAUACUGGGAUUAA